AAGAUGGCAGAAACUCCACUGCCCAAUUCCACCUUCCUGCGUCCAGACUUCUUCACAUUGACUGGCAUUCCAGGGCUGGAGGGCGUCCAGGCCUGGUUGACACUGGCCUUUGGGCCCAUGUACCUGCUGGCACUACUGGGUAAUGGAGCGCUGCUGGCAAUAGUGCGGAUAGACUCCACACUUCAUCAGCCCAUGUUUCUACUUCUAGCUAUCCUGGCAGUCACAGAUCUGGGCUUAGCCACAUCUAUAGCCCCAGGGUUGCUGGUUGUACUGUGGCUUGGCCCCCAACCUCUGCCAUAUGCUGUCUGUCUGACUCAGAUGUUCUUUGUACAUGCACUGACUGCUAUGGAAUCUGGUGUGCUUUUGGCCAUGGCUUGUGACCGUGCUGUGGCAAUAGGACGUCCACUGCAUUACCCUAUCCUAGUUACCAAAGCCCGUGUGGGCUAUGUGGUCCUGGCACUGGCACUGAAAGCUGUAGCUAUUGUUGUGCCUUUCCCUCUGCUGGUGGCACGAUUUGAGCACUUCCAAGCCAAGACCAUAUGUCACACUUACUGUGCACACAUGGCAGUGGUAGAGUUGGUGGUGGGUAACACACAGGCCAAUAACUUGUAUGGGCUAGCACUUUCAUUGGCUGUGUCAGGAGUGGACAUUCUGGGCAUUACUGCAUCCUAUGGACUCAUUGCUUAUGCUGUAUCACAGCUGCCUACCUGGGAAGCUCGUGCCAAAGCCUUUGGUACGUGUAGUUCUCACAUAUGUGUCAUUCUGGCCUUCUAUGUGCCUGGUCUUUUCUCCUAUCUUACACACCGCUUUGGUCGUCAUACUGUCCCAAAGCCUGUGCACAUCCUUCUUUCCAACAUUUAUUUGCUGCUGCCCCCUGCCUUCAACCCCCUCAUCUAUGGUGCCCGCACCAAGCAGAUAAGAGAUAGACUCCUGGAAAGCUUUACCUUCAGAAAAAGCCAGUUCUGA
Messenger RNA from Ochotona curzoniae (black-lipped pika), 966 nucleotides. Its product is annotated as olfactory receptor 52W1. Gene Ontology annotation, cellular component: membrane. The transcript has a single exon. Lineage: Eukaryota; Metazoa; Chordata; Mammalia; Lagomorpha; Ochotonidae. Gene Ontology annotation, biological process: G protein-coupled receptor signaling pathway. Bases 4 to 966 code for a protein of 320 amino acids. Gene Ontology annotation, molecular function: olfactory receptor activity. The record is from RefSeq and is a predicted model, not a curated record.